AUGGACAACAUAUGUACCUAUUUGUUUGAGGUUUUUCGUAGGCCGUCAAUUGGGCUAUAUAAGCCAUCGGUUAUGUUGAGGAAGGUAUCAGUUUCACUUUGAGUCUACCACAAAGAACAAACUCGCAUAAUCAAUAUGUUCAAAUUCUUUGCUCUUUGCUUGAUGGCUGUUGUUGCUUUGGCCGCUGCUAAGCCAGGUAUUGUCGCUCCAUUGGCAUACACCUCAGCCUACUCAGCACCUCUGAUCGCCGCCUCACCCUACACAGCAGCUUACACUGCUGCCGCCUACAGCUCCCCAUUGGUUGCAUCUCCCUACUAUGCAUCACCAUAUGCGGCUGCCUACAGCGCAUAUCCUUACGCCUCGGCUCCAUACUUCCUUCGUCGUUAAUCAGCGUCGCAUGGAUAAUGCAACCUAAACUGACCAAAGCUACUUCCUGAUGCCUUUCGAAUACCUCCUCCUAGUCUUCACUUCAUUUUGUUGAUUUUUUUGUUCAGAAAAAUAAAAACUUUAACUUUAAAUUGAAAACAAAUAAACUGUGAAAUAGAAACAAAAAA
Messenger RNA from Eupeodes corollae, 554 nucleotides. RefSeq lists its product as uncharacterized. The record is from RefSeq and is a predicted model, not a curated record. NCBI's taxonomy places the organism in Eukaryota, Metazoa, Arthropoda, Insecta, Diptera, Syrphidae. The coding region runs from base 136 to 387 and encodes 83 amino acids. The transcript is spliced from 2 exons.